This is a messenger RNA of Lineus longissimus, 2450 nucleotides long. Its product is annotated as telomerase Cajal body protein 1-like. The record is from RefSeq and is a predicted model, not a curated record. The coding region runs from base 258 to 2297 and encodes 679 amino acids. Gene Ontology annotation, cellular component: Cajal body. Gene Ontology annotation, biological process: Cajal body organization. NCBI's taxonomy places the organism in Eukaryota, Metazoa, Nemertea, Pilidiophora, Heteronemertea, Lineidae. The transcript has 12 exons. Gene Ontology annotation, molecular function: RNA binding; protein binding.
UCCUCACUAAGAGGUGGCAGCACAGACAAUUGACCUGCAACGCACCUUCGUAAGUGAGGUUAACACCAAUGCCGAGGUCUUCUUAGCUCAGAUGGCAGCACCAGAGAAGAUGAGCGUCGGAAAGAAAUCCUUUUGAAUCUUAGAGACAGAUCAUAAAUUGAGGCAUCACAAAGUGGCCCAGUUGCAUCUUCGUCUGGUUCCAUUGAGACAACAUACUGAGUCCAGUUACAUGUAAGAGGAGAAAAGUCGAUCCAGAGAUGACUACAUUGAAAGAUGCUGGGCAGGAGGCGGCAGAAUUCGAACUACAGUCUGAUGUAAGAAAGGAUGUGGUGAAAGCCGGUGAUGUCCAUGUCAAACUCCCUGAUUCAACUGGAAUGUCACUGUCAGUAGGUCAAGGUAGUAGGGACCAUCUUCAGGGCAGUGAAUCUACUGGUGCUGAUGAGGGUGAAGUGUGUGACCAAGUGUCAAAUACUGAUCUAUGUGUUAUCAAGUUAGGUACGAGUACUUUGGAAAGUUGUAAGAACCGAAUCAAAGAGACCAAAUCAGAUGUGCGUGAGGGAACAAAAGGUCCAACAAGUUCUGUAAGACAUACCGCAGAGCCAGAAUCUUGUCCUUGCGUCACCUGUGUUAUUGCGAGGACAUUGAAUGUUGAGGAGUGUAUCGCGAUGACAUUAGGCGAAUUGAGUGACACUGGACGAAAUGAUUCAUUGGCAGAUUUUAAAAAGGCUGCAUUAGACGAUGCAGAUAAACUGUUAGAAACCUGUGACAAUAAGCCAGAACAUGACGCUGAGUAUCCGGACCGUGCAAUGGGUACUGAUGAACAACCAGAAAACCUGGAAACUAAACCAGGAGUUGACCCCGAGUCUGAGUAUCCUGGAGCAAAGGAUCUGAAAGAACGACUCGAAAAUAUUGGAACGGAGCCGUUUGUUGGUUCAGAAUCUCCAGGUGCAGAGCUGGAUCAAUCCAAUGCUACAGAGAGUUGUAUCCAUGCUGACACUGCCUUGGAGAGUGGAGCAUGUGAAAAGAUGGAAGAAGGGGAGCAAGAGAUGCUGGAAGCAGAGGAACAGCAGCAGUUGCCUGAAAUAGAAUAUUGCUUCAGCUCUGUGCCUUCAAGAAUCACUGGUGCUUGGGCAGAGUUCAAGAAUAAAGAUGAGAAUUUUCUCAAAGGUUGCAAAUGGUCUCCUGAUGGUACAUGUCUCCUGACGAACAGCGACGAUAACCAAUUACGAUUAUUCAACCUGCCACCUGAAGUAUGGUCUCAGCAGACGGACAACCUGCCUGAAUUGUCGUCAGUGUUGAAGAUGAAGGAAGGUGACCUAAUCUAUGAUUACUGUUGGUAUCCUCGAAUGUCCUCACAAGACCCGGUCUCCUGCUGUUUAGUGAGUACAUGUCGGGACAACCCCGUCCAUAUGUGGGAUGCAUUCACCGGCGAACUCAGAUGUACUUACAGGGCUUAUGAUCAAGCUGAUGAGAUAACUUCAGCAUACAGUGUUGCCUUCAGUAAUUCUGGAGACAAGUUGUACUGUGGUUUCAAUGGAGCUGUCAGGAUCUUUGACAUAAAUCGACCCGGCAGGGAUUGUGAGACAAGGCAGAAUAAAGCUAUGGUGACUGUUUCGGCUACAGCUAAUAGAGGACACAAGAGAAAAAAAGGAAAAGCAAAGAAGACUGUCACCCCAGCAUACCAAAGAGGAAUACUGUCCUGCAUUGCUGUUAGUCCCGAUGAUGGUCUCUAUGCAGUGGGGUCCUAUGCAAAGACAGUCAGCAUCUAUUGCGCUGUGUCCGGUGAGAUGAUGUGUCUGCUCGACGGCCACGCUGGCGGCAUCACACAUAUCAAGUUUUCUCCAGACGGCAAUUACAUCUACUCGGGAGGAAGAAAGGAUCCCGAGAUACUCUGUUGGGAUGUCCGAAGCUAUGGCAAACCGUUGUUCAGUUUACGUCGGACCGUCGAAACUAACCAGCGCAUGUACUUUGAUCUGGACAGGACUGGGCGAUAUCUCGUCAGUGGUAACCACGAUGGUACAACAAGUGUCUGGGAUUUGUCGUCUGCUCAGGAAUCUGACAACAUUCUUGAACCAAUGUUACGUUUCCGUACUCACAGCGAUACUAACAAUGGCGUCAGCCUCCAUCCAUACCUGCCAUUACUCGCCACAGGAUCCGGACAGCAGCAUUUCACAUCAUCUGGGCCCCUCUCUGGAGACAGCAGCGAGAGUGAUUCAGAUGAAAUGGACUUGCAAGAAAUGGACAACUCAUUGCAUCUGUGGUGGUUAGGGCCAGGUGCGGAAAUGAUGGACUCAUAAGAUAGCACAAGUUUUAACCCCUUCAAACUAUUGCCAUUUUAUCUAAAAACUUUGGGAGUUCAGAUUAGUAUUGUCAGUCCUAACAGUGAUGGCAAUCCACUGCCAUUGAGGUGUAUGCAUUUUAGGCUGGUAUGCCAGGUCAAAUAAACUAUA